This is a messenger RNA of Aspergillus puulaauensis, 1728 nucleotides long. Its product is annotated as putative MFS monosaccharide transporter. Gene Ontology annotation, biological process: transmembrane transport; carbohydrate transport. Gene Ontology annotation, cellular component: membrane. Lineage: Eukaryota; Fungi; Ascomycota; Eurotiomycetes; Eurotiales; Aspergillaceae. The coding region runs from base 1 to 1728 and encodes 575 amino acids. The record is from RefSeq and is a predicted model, not a curated record. The transcript has 6 exons. Gene Ontology annotation, molecular function: carbohydrate:proton symporter activity.
AUGUCUCCGGGCAAUCGCCAACUCACUCAAACGCAUGGCUUGGUUGGAAAGCCAUUGCUCUAUUUUACAAGCGUUUUUGUGUCAUUAGGUGUCUUCUUGUUUGGAUAUGACCAAGGUGUAAUGUCUGGAAUUAUAACAGGCUGGUACUUCGAAGACUACUUUAACCACCCAUCACGAGCAGAACUCGGCACCGUCGUCGCAAUUCUAGAAGUUGGAGCUUUUAUUUCCUCAUUGCUCGUUGGGAAAAUUGGCGACAUAAUUGGUCGCCGCAAAACUAUUCUAUAUGGUUCGAUCGUUUUCUUUGUAGGCGGUGCACUCCAAACUUUUGCGACAGGGAUUCCCAUGAUGAUGGUUGGCCGUAUAGUUGCGGGUUUGGGGGUCGGAGCAUUAUCAACUAUCGUCCCUGUAUAUCAGUCUGAGAUAUCGCCGCCUCACAAUAGGGGGAAAUUGGCGUGUAUCGAGUUCACCGGAAACAUCUUUGGAUAUGCCGCUAGUGUCUGGGUCGACUAUUUUUGUAGUUUCAUUGACAGUGACUUUUCCUGGCGCCUACCGUUACUUCUGCAGUGUGUCAUGGGGCUUUUGCUUGGAUUGGGAAGCCUUAUUAUCUGUGAAUCACCAAGGUGGCUCUUGGAUAAUGACCAUGACGAGGAAGGCAUGGUGGUUAUUGCAAACCUUUGUGGCAAAGGAGAUCUUCACCAUCCCGAGGCUCAAAAGGAAUAUAGGGAGAUUAAAAUGAAUGUCCUCAUCACACGCCAAGAAGGGGAACGAUCUUACAGCGAUAUGUUCAAAAGGUACAACAAGCGGGUGUUAAUUGCAAUGUCUGCACAAGCGUUGGCGCAGUUGAAUGGGAUAAAUGUUAUCUCAUACUACGCGCCGCAUGUUUUCGAGUCUGCUGGGUGGGCGGGACGUGACGCUAUUCUUAUGACUGGGAUAAACGGUUUGUCGUAUCUCGCAUCAACAAUCCCUCCAUGGUAUCUCGUGGACCGAUGGGGCAGACGUCCUAUACUCCUUUCUGGUGCCUUGGCUAUGGCCCUUUCUCUUUCAGCAAUAUCUUAUUCCAUUUUCAUUGAUAUCGGAGCCACACCCACCCUCACCGUUAUUUUCGUUAUGGUUUAUAAUGCCGCGUUCGGCGCUUCAUGGGGACCAAUACCGUGGCUCUAUCCUCCCGAGAUUCUUCCUUUGAGUAUUCGCGCUAAGGGUGCAAGUCUCAGCACAGCUACCAACUGGGCUUUCAACUGGCUGGUCGGCGAGGUUACGCUUGUCCUCCAGGCCGCGAUAAAAUGGAGGCUCUAUUUGGUCCACGCAUUUUUUUGCGCUUGUAGCUUUGUUGUUGUUUGGUUUCUUUACCCUGAGACAAGCGGUGUCCGUUUGGAAGACAUGGAUGUCCUCUUUGGCGAUGCAACUACAGCUAUGCCAACCCCGGCCACUCAAGGGGAACAUGGCUCUCUUAUGAGUGCUGGGUCACCAAUACCUUCUCUUGACAUUAGACGCCAAUAUGGCCAGCAUGGAGCUGAAAGUGCCAUUCCCGGAUUAAACAUCAACCCCCCCAAUAUUACAAGCGACAAUAAUGGUAAAAGUCCGCAAACGGGGCCCCAAGGCGAAAGCAGAGGCCGUUCUGAAGGACUAGGUGGGUGGAUAUCGAAUAUAGUCAGCCGCAACAGGGGACCAUCACAUCGUGCACAAGACUAUAGAAGGCUAGAAGACCAGGAUGCAGAGAUUGAGCAUUAA